AUGCGAGAUGCUGCUGUUGGCCUGUAACAUCGAGCCGCUGCGCUGCAUCCUGCGUGCACAAUGUCACGUCUUUUAUUAUGAUGUGUUUGAGCAUCAAAGCACGAUCGUCUUAUGCACUGAUGCAAAAGCUCUUGUUUUAUCCAUGCAUGUGAAAUAUUAAUUGGCGACCGGUAGAGUCAGGUUACAGUCGGGACCUCCGGCUAGUUGAAAGCCAUACUUGUGUUUCAGAGGAGCCUGGUGCAUUGAAUGCACUGCAUUUGCUUUGCAUCUGAUUGUUUUUCUCAAUUGCUUUGAAUUGUAGUUCAAUGCAUCAACUGUAUGUUUUAAAUCUCAUAAGUCGGAUGCACUCAACCAUUACGAGCAGAAACACGUUGCAUCUGACAUCAGCACGCGCCUUACAGCAUUCUUAUUCGUAAUCUCGACGGUUUUCUUGAUACGUUAAAUCAUUGGUUAACACAGGUUUUGGCAUUUUACAUGUUACUGAACUCAUGCAAUGCAGUUAACGGCUUUGUGUUCCUGCACAUCAAUUUUGAUUGACAGGUGUAAUAGAGGGUGACUUAAGGUCAUAGAGGGACUCAUUACAAAGUGCUGAAAGAUAAACAUCAUGAAUCCUGUUUAUAGCCCUGCAUCAUCAGGGGUUCCUUAUGCCAACCCUAAAGGAAUAGGAUACCCAGCGGGCUUUCCUGUGGGUUAUGCAGCGGCAGCUCCAGCAUACUCCCCUGGCAUGUACCCUGGCGCUAAUCCAGUCUUUCCCUCAGGUUAUGCUCACGGGACCCCUUUCAAAAUGUCCUGCUCCCCAACAACAGGUGCUGUACCCCCCUAUUCCUCAUCACCCAACCCCUACCCUGCUGCAGUCUACCCCAUGAGAAGUCCCUACCCCCAACAGAACCCCUACGCACAGCAGCAAGGCACUUACUACACACAGCCCCUUUACGCAGCACCUCCCCAUGUCAUUCAUCAUACAACAGUGGUCCAGCCAAAUGGCAUGCCAGCGGCCAUGUAUGCCCCUCCCAUCCACCCGCCCCGGCCUAACGGAGUUGCCAUGGGAAUGGUAGGAGGCACCACCAUGGCAAUGUCAGCUGGGACAUUAUUAACUACUCACUCUCCGACCCCAGUUGCGCCUCACCCCUCAAUGCCCACGUACCGCCCGCCUACCACUCCCACCUACAGUUACGUGCCCCCGCAGUGGUGAACAUGACACUGUCGAAAGAUGGUAGAUAUGCAUUCUCACUGUCCAGUAUUUUUACAAUUGGAGCUGACACUACAAGUGUUAUCAGCCAGUUGCUCUUCCUUCCAAACAUAAUGUGAAUCCGACUCCAGUUGGCAGAAGAAAGGAAAGAGUAUCUUCCCAGUCCGGCUCCAUUACUACUUCCCAUCCUUCACUCAUUCUACGACGUAUCUCACGGCUGAAGACCAGACAAGCUCUUCAUGCUGAAUUGUGUUGUGUGGACUGUCUUGCAGUUUUUAGCUAACUCUUUAAUUGGUGAAACCGGAAGGGAGUUGGAAUUAGUUUUAUUGGAAUACCUAUUGAAUGCAUGUAUAUAUUUAAAAGAGGAAAAAAGAAACAAAAAACAAAAGCGCUAGCUCAUUCUACCAGCUAUGACAGAUGCAAAACCAUCAGCAGUUAUCUCAAGCAAAAAUCCAAAGGGAUGGGGGAAAAACAACUGUAUAUUAAAUGCAGUGUCUUAAUUGUUAUUUCAUACAAAAUAUUAAUAACUUUAGCAUUUUAUUUUGUUAUUUUUCCUGGUUUUAAUUUGGGUAUUUGUAGAUUCAGGCAUGGUUUGUUUUCUCUGGGUGACGGUAGGUUUGUUGCUGCUGUGCCCUGAUGAGAAGACGGGCCCCUCUGCUUCAUAUGCCUGUUUUCAUUUGAUAAGUUUCAUCACUCUACAUGCUCUCGCUGCAGUUAAUUGUUGCACUAAUUGCCUCUGUGUGUGUACAUAAAUUGGCUGAUUGAGCUGUAUUGGUGCUGAGAGCAUACUAACUCAUUUGUGUACCUCUGGUUUGGUUUUCUUAACUUUUAAAAGUCUGACCGAAAGAUUAACAUUGGAAUCGCAGUGAUCUGCAGCAUUUUAAAUGGUCAAUUGUUUAUGUAGUUAAUAAAAAAAAAAAAAGAGAAAACUCAAUUAAGUUGAUUUGAUAACACUACUGGUUACAUUUGAGGAGGUGAAUUUGAGAAGUUUAGUUAUUAUUGACCCAAACAUUGCUUGUUACCUCAAAAGUACACCGUAUCUGACUGAAUUUUAUUGUCUUUUUACGUUAUACAUUGCCUAUGUCACGUUGGUUAAAGAAUGUUUUGUAAUGUUUAAUGUGCUUUUGUUUUGUAUUUUCAAGAAAGACCAAAAAAUAAAUACAAUAAUAAAGAGAA
Messenger RNA from Cyprinus carpio (common carp), 2365 nucleotides. Its product is annotated as myelin-associated neurite-outgrowth inhibitor. The transcript is spliced from 7 exons. The record is from RefSeq and is a predicted model, not a curated record. Bases 605 to 1192 code for a protein of 195 amino acids. NCBI's taxonomy places the organism in Eukaryota, Metazoa, Chordata, Actinopteri, Cypriniformes, Cyprinidae.